This is a messenger RNA of Eucalyptus grandis, 4297 nucleotides long. RefSeq names its product probable LRR receptor-like serine/threonine-protein kinase At2g16250. Lineage: Eukaryota; Viridiplantae; Streptophyta; Magnoliopsida; Myrtales; Myrtaceae. Bases 901 to 3504 code for a protein of 867 amino acids. The transcript has 4 exons. The record is from RefSeq and is a predicted model, not a curated record. Gene Ontology annotation, biological process: protein phosphorylation. Gene Ontology annotation, molecular function: protein kinase activity; protein binding; ATP binding.
UCAUAUGGGGUCACAGAAGAGAGAGAGAGAGAGAGAGAGAGAGAAUCGUAAAGUAAUGGCAGUAGCAGUUCGAGCUUAGCUGGACUGCGCGGGAUUACCGGCGGUCAAACCCUCCUCCCCGUCGCCGGAAAUCAGUCCCCCAUCGCCCCCACCCCGACUUCGAUCUCUCUUUCGGGUCGUUCCCCAUUUCUCUUGUCGCCUCGCCUCUUUUCUUUUUCUCCUGGGUAUCUUACAGAGCGGGCGUGCGUGCGUGUGUUUAGAGAGGGUGACGCAGAGAGAGAGAGAGAGAUGGGGAGAGGGUGAUUGAAUAUUAGAAGAGCAGCACCUCCCCCUUGCCCUUUUUGCUUGCGUGCUGCUGCGGAGCAAGAGAAGCGCAUUCGUGUCAGGGAGAGAGAGGGACAGAGAGGGAGAAAUAAAGAUGGAGAUGGAGGUGGGGCGCCGUGCUUGGGAUCAUUGACCAGUCGUUUCUCUCUCUAGAAUUAUUUCAUCUCAAUAUUUUAUUGUUCUUCUUUUUUUUUUGGCCCGUCUCUAACUCUCUCUCUCUCUCCUCCCUUUGUCAACCGAAGGAAAACUGGAGAAAUCUUAGAUAGAGAGUAGGUAGAGAGAGAGAGAGAGAGGGAGCCGCAAAGAAGAUGGGAGAAGCAAGGGGAAGACAGUGACACGGAUUUUCCCACCUACUGCUGCUGCUUCCUUUGGAGGCUGGAAGGGCCUUCGGCUUUCGCUCUUGGGAUUGAGGUAAGCGAGUUCUCUUGAGAAGGCAAAACGCAUUUGGCUUCAGCCCAUGAACGGGUUUCAUUUCAGUUUGCGGUAGAAAAGAAAAAGGGCGUUCCUUUGUUGGGGAGGAAGAAGAAGGACGAGGUGAUGGUGGUUAGAUUGUCAGAUCAAUGCUGUUGGUGAAGCAUGAAGAAGCGUAGGAGUGGAGCGCCGUUGUUGUUCCUCUUGCUACUGGUGUUACUACUGUUUAGCGAGCUGACGAUACAGCAGCAGCAGCCGCUGAGUUCGCCCGCCGAGUUUGCUGCGCUGCUUGGACUCAGAUCUUCGUUAGGAAUUCGAAGCAGGGAGUGGCCCAUAAAGGCGGACCCCUGCUCCUCGUGGCAAGGCGUGAAAUGCGAGAAUGGUAGUGUCGCGGGGAUCAACAUUUCUGGGUUUAGGAGGACUAGAGUUGGGCGCGAGAAUCCGCAAUUCAGUGUCGAUGCGCUCCCCAAUUUCACUCUGUUGACGUCCUUCAACGCCUCCAGUUUCUUUCUCCCUGGCCAAAUACCCAACUGGUUCGGGCAGCGGCUUGGGUCGCUGCAAGUGCUCGAUCUCAGGUCUUGCGGGAUAAUUGGCAUUGUGCCCCCCAGUCUUGGUAACCUGACCAAUCUCACUAGCCUAUAUUUAGCUGAUAAUAGAUUGAAUGGAUCUAUUCCUUCAUCCUUGGCAUCUCUUAAGAAUCUCUCCACUCUUGACAUUUCUUCCAACUCCUUAUCCGGGCUGAUUCCUCUGGGCAUCGGAAACCUCUCGGGCCUUCAGCAUUUGAAUCUUUCGGGCAAUAAAUUGUCUGGUUCAUUACCUGGGCAGCUUGGGGACCUGGGGAAUUUGGUCAACUUGGAUCUCAGUUUCAAUGAUUUAUCUGGGCCGGUGCCAUCGAAUUUUAGAGGACUUAGAAGUUUGCAGAGGAUGUUAUUAGGUAACAAUCUGCUCAGUGGGCCUUUGCCAGAUGACUUGUUUUCUAAUAUCAGUCAGUUGCAGGUUGUUGUCUUGAGAAAUAAUUCCUUCAGUGGUUCUGUUCCCGGAUUGUUGUGGUCAGUGCCAGGACUGGUUCUGCUGGAUAUCUCUAGCAAUAAUUUCACAGAUCUUUUGCCAGACACAGGGUCGAAUCACACUGCUGCAGUGUUGAACAUUUCUCAGAAUAUGUUCUACGGUAAUCUCACACAGCUGUUAAAGGGAUUUAGCCUUAUUGAUCUGUCAGAAAAUUAUUUUGAGGGCAAGAUUCCUGAUUUGGCCGGAACUAAUUUAUCUCUUGGCAACAAUUGCCUCCAAAAUGCAUCCGAUCAAAGAACCGUGGGUGAGUGCACAUCAUUCUAUGCUGAGAAAGGUCUAGUUUUUGAUAAUUUUGGACAGCCACCAGAAACUGGAAAGAAGAGCAAUAGGAAGUUAAUUAUUUUGGUAGGAGUUUUGGGUGGGCUUGGCCUUGUUGCUUUUCUAUUCCUUGCUCUGUUGUUCAUAUGCAUCCGUAAGAGGGGAUCGACGAAUCAGAGGGCUGUUGUCGCUGGGCCAGCUUCAGCUAGUGGAACGCCACUGCCAUCUGGUACAUCAGUUGACUUCUCAAACAUAGGUGAUGCAUAUACAUAUCAGCAGCUGCUCCAAGCCACCAAUGAGUUUAAUGACUCGAACCUUAUUAAACACGGACACUCAGGGGAUCUCUUCAGGGGCAUCCUGGACGGUGGGAUUCCUGUUGUCAUUAAAAAGGUUGACCUACGUUCUAUCAGAAAGGAAGUUUACCCUGUUGAAUUGGAUUUCUUUAGUAAGGUUUCCCAUGGAAGGUUUGUACCAUUUUUGGGACACUGCCUGGAGAGUGAGAAUGAGAAGUUCCUGGUUUACAAAUAUAUGCCCAAUGAAGACUUGGCAAGUUCUUUAUUUAGGAAAACCAGCUCAGAGGACGAUACUUUGCAAUCUCUGGACUGGAUUAAGAGACUAAAGAUCGCAGUAGGAGCUGCAGAGGGUCUAUCUUAUCUUCAUCAUGAAUGUUUGCCCCCUCUCGUGCACAGGGAUGUUCAAGCGAGUAGUAUACUUCUUGAUGAUAAAUAUGAAGUGCGUCUGGGGAGCCUCAGUGAGGUCUCUGCUCAAGGGGAUACUCAUCAAAGCAGAAUCUCUAGGUUACUGCGCUUGCAACAGUCAAUGGAGCAAGGUACAUCUGAUUCUUCAACAGCAAAUUGUGCAUAUGACGUGUAUUGCUUUGGGAAAGUUUUGCUGGAGCUGGUGACGGGUAAGUUGGGUCUCAGCGCUAGCAGUGAUGCUGAAAUGAAGGAGUGGCUGGAAAAAACAUUACCUCAUAUCAACAUAUACGACAAGGAACUGGUCACAAAGAUUGUGGACCCAUUACUUAUCGUGGAUGAGGAUUUGCUGGAGGAAGUGUGGGCCAUGGCGAUCGUAGCGAGAUCCUGCCUCAAUCCGAAGCCAUCCCGGCGUCCACCCAUGAGAUAUGUGUUAAAGGCUUUAGAGAAUCCCCUGAAGAUCGUAAGAGAAGAUAACACGGGCUCAGCAAGGUUGAGGACUACCUCUUCUAGAGGGUCAUGGAACGCUGCUCUGUUCGGUAGCUGGCGGCACAGCUCAUCAGAUGUGGCAGUUAUUCCAGCUUCUUCUGCUGCCAAGGUGGAAGGAACGAGCAGCUUUAAGCAGUCAGCGACCACAGGUUCGCAGGGAAGUAAUCAUAACGGUUCAUCCUCGCACAGACGGCAUUCCAAGGAAAUAUUCCCCGAACCAUCUGAUGUACAGGAUGUAGAGAGACAUGAUCAAGAGUAGAGGGGGAGAGGUUGAUUUUUCUUCAUUAUUCUUUGACAAUAAAAUGCGGGCUUCCCAUUCGAGUGCCCGGUUCUUUCAGCAAAAUGGUCUUGCUUUUUGGAAGGGAUUCCAAGCAAAGCAAUUCUUUAUCUGCUCGGGCAAUCGGCUUGAGAAUCUAAGAGAAUCCUAAGCUGAGGAGCAGAAGUUGCACAGAGAUUGAAUGAAUUCAGUAGUUUAUGGCCAAGCUAAUUUCGAAUGUGUGUGGUUGGAAUUUAGAGGGUGCACCUUUUUCCGAUUGUCGUGAUAGCUUGUUGGCGGGGACAAGGCAACGGGGCUUCGAAUUCGUUCGGUAAUUGUUUAUGGUCUUCUGGUGGUUCUCAAAAUGUAAAUCGUAAUUUUUUGUCCUCAUUUUUAUUUCUGGAGAGGACUUGUUUUUGGUGCAACUCAAGAGUUUUCGGCUUUGGUUGGAAGGAAAGAGGAGGAAUCGAUGGCAUGUUUUUAGUACGCAAAGCGAAGUUAUUCCCUUCAAAAUUAGCGUACGAUUGGAGCGAUGAAAGGCUGUUCAUUGCCGCUCUGUCGUUGACAUGCUUACUCGGCCAAGGGGACCGAGAACGGUUGCAUGAAUCGUGUGGAGUCUUAUAUAGCGUAGUGUAAAAGAGCUUGUUUGGAUCCCCAUGGUCUGCAUUGAUUCUGGUUUUGCGAUGGCGCAUUUGGAAAAUGUGGCCGGUUAUUCCUACGUUUCGAGAGGCGAUCUCGUGUUCGUUUUUGUUUUCUGGCCUUGAUGGUUAAUUAGAAAAUGGGGGGAUUCAUCGUU